This is a messenger RNA of Copidosoma floridanum, 2009 nucleotides long. RefSeq lists its product as uncharacterized. The record is from RefSeq and is a predicted model, not a curated record. Lineage: Eukaryota; Metazoa; Arthropoda; Insecta; Hymenoptera; Encyrtidae.
UACGAGGCGCACAUAUAUUUUUACGUUACACCUUUUGUUCUGUAUAUUUAUAUUACCCUCGAUGAGCUUUCACGGAGCACCUUGUGUGCAUCUAUAAGUUGCCAAAUUUUUCCACCCAUACGAUUGUCAAAUGCAUUUUUUAACGCGCGUUACUUUUACCAUAUUCAAGUUUAACGCGGUAAAACGAUCUGAACAUCGGUAGGAUAUUGUAUUGGGGUUUUUUUUCCGAACGAGCCGGUGUUUUUAUGAUAAAUUUACCCCUUGACUGAAAUCUGCACGAGAACAUGAACAAUAUGUCAGCGAAGAUUGCGGACGAGGUACAGUGGCCAACGACCGAAGUGACGUUGACGCCCGAGGAGGAGGGCACCUUGGUCACCCUGGUCGUCGUGAUCGUUGGUGUUUUGGCUGCCAUAAUUUUCCUCUUCUCCAUGGGCAUCUUCAUAGACUACCAAACCCAAAACACCUCCGGCAGCAUGGCAUCGUCGUCUGGCAAGCGGAAGCGGAUGCGCCUCGGUAUGCCACCACUGGGCCGAUCUCAGCGUCACCAGCACCGGCGCGAGGACUCCAAGUGCUUCGCUACGGACAUGUGCCCAAACGACGAUUCGAUAAACGUCGUCCAUCCGACGACCACGACCAUCGACAUGGCCGUUGUGUGACCAAAGACGCGGCACACUCGCUCACACUUGUCCGCAGACGCGACGUGACAAAAGUCACGAGGAGAAGACAGCCAUGUGCAUAUUAAUUUACUCCAAGACGUGUCACCCAGCAACAUUGCAACCCUCGCCACAUUGCGUUUGGUGUGACGUCAAUGAGAAAUUAAAUCUUUCGUCCUUUCCCUUCUUUCCUCGUGAUGAACGUAUGCAUACGCGGGUGUGACAACGCGGACCCGUUAUACAUUCUCCGAUUACCUCCUCUGUACAUACAUGUAUAUACAUAUACAUUAUAAAUGUCAGAACAUGCGUGUACAUUAUUAUAACGAAGCUCAUAAUAUCCGAUCGACAGACUUUGCCGAACUUUUUUACACUUUGAGAUGAUAACUCAAACUUUACCACUGUCUCAUCAAAUCUGUGUGUGUAAGCUGUGAUGUGUGUCACCGAACAAUUCGUGUCCUGAAUUUUCGAAUUUUAAUGUACAGGCCACUCUCUUUUGACUUCAAGACUAUAUAUAUGCAUUUAAAUGUAUUGCUUCGGAAAUGCACAUUUACAUGUAUGUAACUGAUUUUAAUCUAACCAUUUAUCAUUUUUUAUGAAUUACAUGUAAUUACAUCGAUUAUUUUUGUAAGUCCUUCGAUUUAAGAGUAUCAUUUAGAUAAACUAACAAUGUGAAAGAUUUUUUUUUUUUUUUUUUUUUCGUACGUUGAAUUUAGAUCUGAAUGUGUAAUGAUGAAAUGUUUUAAAACUAAGACUCAAGGAAAUUCCUAAUAAAAUUAAUGGAUUACCUAUAUAGUUUAUAACUAAGUCACAUGCAGUAGUCCUUAAGAAGAUUCUUCUUUUUAUAGUUUACCAUAUUGUAUUACAAAACGCUUGAAGCUUUUCGAGGUAAUUAACGUACGUGUAGGACAAUUAAGCCAUUGCUAUAUAAACGACAAUUGGUAAAAAUAGGCACUACAUAUGGGAUGAGAAAAUCGUUGAUUGAUAAAGUUCAAAUGUUACUCACUUGAAAGUACGAAAAAAAAGGUUUUCAAUGACGAGAAGGUUAUUUAUAAGUAUGCUUGUGCAUGGUUUACGCGAGAUACUUUGUGAGCAUAAAAAUAUUUAAUAUAAAAAUUUUUAAGCAAGUUAUUAGUUUACGUAAUUAAAGCGUGUUAUUUAUACAUGCGAUGAACAAUCGCAUGAGGCCAUACUUUGUGGCAUUGUAAUAAUUAUCAAACCAUUUUUGCAAUUACAAUCGUGUCCUAAAAACAUGUUGGGUCAUUGUAAAUAUUAAAUAAAAUUUAAUAACUCUAUUACAAAUUGUGGUAUUUUAAAACAUUUUUUUAAUGAUUUGUGGGCCAAUUAUUCGUUACAACA